Pocillopora meandrina is the source of this 4187-nucleotide messenger RNA. The record is from the annotation of a GenBank genome assembly. Lineage: Eukaryota; Metazoa; Cnidaria; Anthozoa; Scleractinia; Pocilloporidae.
CUUAAACCGAGGGCCCUUGUGUUGAAAUUUCAGGGCCACUCUUUAAGAAAACUUAACUUCCAAUUUCAUAGUAGUUUGUUUCGCGUUUUAAACUUCAAUCAACUUUUUAGAGUUAAAUCGCUUGCAGAAAAGUCCACUGUGGCCGUAAACUAAGAGAUUGCUGAACCGGCGAAUUUAGGAGUUCGAGGUUACUGAGCUUGUUUCUAGAUGACUACAGAGAAAUAUGAGUGUUCAAAGUAUCAAAAAGCUACGAAGCAUUGCGAUUUUUAUGGGUUAGUAUGACUUCAUCUGACUUCAAACUUUCUUGAUGAAAAUCCAAGGCCGCUAGUGUUGAGAGAGCGAAGUGAGACGAAGAAUUCUGUACUCCUGCGUGCCUUGAAAAUAUAACAACUAUAUUGUUUUAACUUUGUUCUUAUGUCAGCCAAUGAGAGUUCAAAGCACUUUCAAGUCUUGGGUAAUUUCUCAUUAGAACUUGAAACACUUAACUUAAUGAAAAUUAUAGUAAACUGAGAAAAGAAAAACUAUUUGAAUGUCGGUAUGAAAGUGCCUUCGAGCAACACAUAGAUCUAAAGGAAUGUUUUGUGUACACAAACCCAAUCGAGAAUGUAAACGAAGGAUGUUGAUAAUUGAUGGUAAAUUAUAUCUAUUAAAUUACUAGUCUGCUUCUUUUGUUUAAAAAUAGUGUAAAUAAAAAGAGCGAAAUAACCGUCAGUAAAGUUUGGCAAUGAAGAUUCAAAAGAUGAACUAUGUACCUGAUUCAAGGAGGUGGAUGGUAUUUUGCAAGAGAGAUUGGGACUAAACAAACGAUGCAUUCGCACCGUAAUGGACGAUGUCUGUCUGUAUUAAUUUUCAUAACGUCAUUUCUGAUGGGCUUGAGAGGAAAACCUUUGUACGAAGAGAGGGCAGGUAAAUAUGAGUUUUAAUUGAAAUGAAGUAAUUAAUUUUGUCAUGCUCGAAUUAAGGCAGUGAUCUGUUAGGAAUUCGUUAUAUUUCUUGUCGUUAAGUCCUUUGCUCUUGCAAUGCUAUGGAAUACUAUAUAAUGAUAAUGAAAAUGAUGAGUUCAUAAAGCGUAUUCUCCAUAUUGACAUGUUCUAAUGCGCUUACAACACUUUUUGGAAAAUUGGGCGAGACUGUAUUAAGCAAUUCACAAUUCUUGAGAGAAAACUUUGUAGGUGCUCCCAAUCUAGGAAUUUUUUGGAAACAUGGCCAGAUCACAACACCGGUAGCUAUAUCCCCUACUCUUGAAGUGCAAAGAUUUUUUUUAACGUCCCUGACAGCCAUUAAAGAGACUGAGGAGGCUUCGGUUUGUCGCCCUAAUUCGAUAAGUCUUGGAUGUCUAACCAUUCGCAGAUGUCAUGGCAAAGGCAGCGUAUUCUCCUCCAUUGUUAUUGAUUUAUUCAGAGCUAACUGUUCUUGUUACUUCUUUUUGACUUCUUUAGAAAUGACGGUUGCAUCAUUGGAAGCCUUAACAGGAGCUUUUUCCGGGAGCAUUUUUCAGUUGGCCAAGCGAGAUAAAGGUUAGAUACUAUAAGUGAUGAUUCCUUCUCACUAAAAUAAAAUCUGCAUUUAAAAUGCGCAAAAGGCGACGAUUAAUGACUUUGUUAUGACUGACAAACUUUCCCUUUUCCUUUUAUUCCGAUUCCCUUUGAUUUUUAGGCUCUCAUAUGCCUCCUCGAAUACACCUCACUGUGGUUAUACCAAGUAACUCCGUCGUAGGACCUAAAAAUUUCAACUUAGUCAAGGAGUUCGUGGGGGACCUGGUGCAAGAGUUCAGUAUAUCCCCUUCAGGAACUAGAGUCGCAAUGGUUACUCAGUCCUCCACUCCUCGCAUGGAGUUCAGCUGGUACAAAUUCAUGAACGUUGAAUGCACCCUUGAGGGAAUAUCAUCGGUUAGGUAAGAUUGUACCCCAAGAAAGGUCAAUAUCAGGAAUUGUAAUUUUCCAGCCUUCUCUAUGUGUCAUUUCAGUAAAAAAUUGUAAGGUGCAGUUUGGUUUGUGUAUAGAACCAGCACGGAUAAAUUUAUGCUAUUAUUAUUGAUUUCAUUAAGAGUCUCUUUUAUCUUAGGAUUUUGAUUACCUUUAAUCCUCUCUGUUUUGCUAAUCAUUAAUUCAUUUAUUCAUUUAUCUAUUUAUCUCUUUUUACCAACAGGUUUCAAGCGGGAAAUAGAUCCUCCUUAAAUACUCUCCUCGACUACGUCAAAUCAAAGAUAUAUUCGCCCGCUAAAAAUGCAACGAAUUCAGUUCGUCGAAUCUUAUUUAUUAUUACAGAAAGCAUUGCCUCGAACGAUACAAAGCAGACCACUUCUCUCGCCAAAGAACUUCAGAAUGACGGCGUAGAUAUUUUUCUAUUAACAGUUGGCAAACACGUGACGAUCGACAUGCCAAAUAUGGUGAUUGGUAAACCCUUUAAAAGGCCUAUUUUUCAGGUUAACUCGUUUCGAGAUCUUCCCAGACUAGCUAAGUCUUUCAAAGGCAAAGGUAAGUAAGUGACGAGGCGUUUAUAAGUGGAGAGUCGGCCAUAUCGGUGAACCCUACGUAACAAUAAGCUAAAAUUUCAGAUCUCUAAACGGCAAUGCGCGUAUCGGGAUUGAGCACACCAGCAGCAAGGAACUAGACUUGAGGAAACAUUUUGUAAGAAAUCAGAACAAAAUUUAGAAUACCAAAACAAUCAAGAAAUUUCUUGACUAGAUAUCGGAUCGCUUGUCUUUAUUCUGAAGCGCGUGGUGGGUAAGGGAACUCCAAUUUAGCCUACAGCCAGUCAUGCCGACGUACAAAGUCACUCUAACAGAACGCAUGUCAAUGGUUUCUUCAAUUUAAACCUGGUCAGAGAAAGGUUGAUCAAGUUUUUCUUUUAAGCUCUCGUUGGUCCUUUGUAAUUUUUUUGUUUUUCGGUUAGGUGUGCUCAUCAUUAUUUAGAAAAUUUAGGUUAUGAUCUUAAAACAGUCAUUCUGGAAUGCUCUAAAUAUCCUUGUCUUAAGCAAUCUCACUUGCCGAGCUCAAUUUUACCUUAGUCCCUUGCGGGUGAUACUCUCGUUUCCCGCCCACGUGGGAUUAGGACAGCGUGAGCUCUGGAAGCGAGAUUAUGCCUUGAAUGACGGUUACCACAUUAUGAUUGCCACAAUCAUUUUGGAAACAUUGCAGCUUCCUUUUCCAGGACUUAACCGUAGCUGCUCAAUAGAAGGCUUCUCCUAUGAUGAGUGUGAUCGGCGCUGCCGUUGUAUAAACGGAACAUUUACCGAUUGCCACAGAAUACGAAAGGACUUUAUGGAAAUGCCCCUCGAAGAGCGGCGCCGCUACGUGAAGGUCCUUAAAGUAGUCUCUACACAGGACCCCUACAAAAAGACCUAUGAUCUAGUUACAAGACUCCAUCCAAAAUUCUUCGAUAUCAUUCACCAAAGACCAUUUUUCUUCCCAUGGCAUCGGUGGUACUUAUUCAUCUUUGAGAAUCUUCUGCGUCAUGUUGAUUGUCGCGUGACUGUGCCGUAUUGGAACUGGGCCCGAGCUGUGUCGCGCAAUCGCUUAUGGCGUGCCACAGACAUACGGGAUAUCUGGAAUCCAGGACCUCACGGCCUGGGCGGUGACGGUGAGGGUAAAUCUCGCACAAGUUGUGUCCGAAAUGGACCUUUCCAAGCUGGAAAAUGGUCUCUACCGGAGUGGUUAUUUUCUAAGUGUCUCUCCAGACGAUUCGACCACAGAUAUUAUUUGCCAAGUGAGGAGUACGUUAAGGAUUUAAAGAAACUCUCGUGGAGAAAAUUUCGCGCAUUUGAAUCUGGGGUGAGGAGAUAUAUGCACAAUGAUCUGCACAAUGCAGUUGGUGGCACAAUGUCGGAGGAUGAAUCUGCAAGCGCCCCUGAGUUCUGGUCUCACCAUGCUUUCCUUGAUAAGAUCUGGUCUGACUGGCAAGAUCAUGGCCCAAAAUACAAAUUCGCGUAUUACAAAAGCAUAAAUGUACUCUUACCGGGUGGGAAUCACUUCGGUUGGCAGUUUAUGGAUUUACAAAAUCAGCCCCAUUGUAUAAGGGUGUUAUAUGAGGAGCCCAAGGGCGAGAAAGUACCCGAUGGUGUAGAUGAUAAUCGUGUCAGAUAUGACGAUGAUGCUAAUGACGACGACGACGAUGAUGACAAUGGUAUUGAUGACAGUGAUGAUGAUGAUGAUGAUGACAAUGAUGAUGACGACGAUGAACAUUAA